Molecule: messenger RNA, 1338 nt
Organism: Chenopodium quinoa (quinoa)
Lineage: Eukaryota; Viridiplantae; Streptophyta; Magnoliopsida; Caryophyllales; Amaranthaceae
Product: probable serine/threonine-protein kinase WNK9
Exons: 1
Coding region: 1-1338 (445 amino acids)
Biological process (GO): intracellular signal transduction; protein phosphorylation
Cellular component (GO): cytoplasm
Molecular function (GO): ATP binding; protein serine/threonine kinase activity
Source: RefSeq, a predicted model, not a curated record
AUGUCUACUUGGAGCGCUUCGAGUUCAACGAGUUCGAUAGAUACAUCAGACACAGACGAUUACAGGGUUAUGGUGGAGCAGAGUCCGAGAAGGCGAUACGUAAGGUACGAUACUACCAUAGCCAAAGGUGCAACAGAAACAGUUUAUAAGGGGUUCGAUAAGAUUUCUGGUAAGGAAAUCGCUUGGUGUAAGAUGACGGAGUUGGCAGACGACGAAUUGAUUCAAAAAUUACAUACAUGUAGUCUGCUAAAGCAGUCAUUAGACCAUCAGAAUGUAAUUAAAUGCUACAGAUUUUUUCGAGAUCGUUCCAAACCUAAAAUCCUUAACAACAUUACUGAGUCUUUUACUUCCGAUUUGAAGGACUACAUCAACAAACACACUCUUGUGCAUAUCAAUACCGCGAUCAAGAUUUGGUGUCGACAGAUUUUAAAUGCGUUGCAUUAUCUUCACAAUCGUACUAUUCCGUUAAUUCAUCAUGAUGUCAAGAUUGAUAACAUCUUUGUUAUUGGAGAGUUAGGCAUGGUUAAGCUUGGAUAUUUUGGUCACGCAUUUCCAUUUGCACGUGUGAGAAGGACUACUAGCUUUGCUGGUAUGUCAGAAACUACGGCGCCUGAUGUUUUCGAGCAAGAUUAUAAUGAGAAGAUUGAUAUAUACUCGCUUGGGAUGACUGUAUUACAGAUGGUGACUCAGGAAAAGCUGUUCAGCGAAUGCAACGGCAACACGGAAAUGGUUUGUGAAAUGAUUAAGAAUGGUGAACUGCCUGCUGCGCUGAACAAUGUCAGAGACUUACAUAUUAGAAGAUUCAUUGAUAAGUGUAUAAGUCCUGUUUCUGAGAGACCUACGGCAAUUGAUCUUCUGAAGGACGGAUUUCUUGCAGACGAUGAUGUUCCUGAAAGAUUGACAGCAGGUGGUAGUGAUAGUAUUCAGAGUCUGAGAGAGUCUGUGCGUGCUCAGGUGGUAAGAUUAUUACAGCAGCGUCCGCCUGUUGAAUCACAAGAUACGGAACAGGAGAAGGCAGAUUUUGACAAUGAGGGUGAGGCAUUUGGGUCACAAGGGGGAACGUCUGAGACUGAUUCUGAAACAUCCAGAUCGCGUACUGCUUCUCCAUCUAGACCUUCUACGGAGCCAGAGACAGGAGAUCCUGAAACGUCGACUGGUGCAUCUAAGGAACAAGAGGAAGAGGAUGAGACACCUCUGUUACGAAGGAAAACAACACGCAAUGUUGAGCGUGGGGGUGAGACAUUUGGGUCAGAAGGGAGAACGUCCGAGACUGAUUCGCCAUCUAGGACACACGAGACAUCGUCUGAUGAGCAAGAUCAGGCAAGCUACAUGGAUUGA